Rhodotorula toruloides NP11 is the source of this 1107-nucleotide messenger RNA. Its product is annotated as replication factor C subunit 5. Gene Ontology annotation, biological process: DNA-templated DNA replication; DNA repair. Gene Ontology annotation, molecular function: ATP hydrolysis activity; DNA binding; DNA clamp loader activity. NCBI's taxonomy places the organism in Eukaryota, Fungi, Basidiomycota, Microbotryomycetes, Sporidiobolales, Sporidiobolaceae. Gene Ontology annotation, cellular component: Rad17 RFC-like complex; Ctf18 RFC-like complex; nucleus. The record is from RefSeq and is a predicted model, not a curated record. The transcript is spliced from 9 exons. Bases 1 to 1107 code for a protein of 368 amino acids.
AUGGCCUUGUGGGUCGACCGCUACCGCCCUCGCUCGCUCGGCGACCUCGACUACCACCCAGAGCUGUCCGACCGCCUGCGCGCGCUGGCUGAGGGCGACUUUCCGCACACGCUGUUCUAUGGGCCGUCAGGAGCGGGCAAGAAGACGCGCAUCAUGGCGACGCUGAGGGAGUUGUUCGGACCCGGUGUGGAGAAGAUCCGCAUCGAGCAGCGCACCUUCCUCACCCCGUCGAAGCGGAAGCUUGAUGUCAACAUCGUCCAGAGCAACUACCACAUCGAGAUUACCCCCAGCGACGUCGGCAAUUACGACCGAUCCGUCGUUCAGGAGGUUCUCAAGGAUAUUGCGCAGACCCAGCAGGUCGACCUGAAUGCGAAGAAGCGCUUCAAAGUCGUGAUCAUCAACGAAGCCGACGGACUCAGCCGCGACGCCCAGUCUGCCUUGCGUCGCACGAUGGAGAAGUUCACGUCCAGCUUGCGGGUCAUUCUAUGCGCCAACUCGACGUCCAAGAUCAUCGGCCCCAUCAGGUCGAGGUGUUUGUUGCUGAGGGUGGGAGCGCCGUCGGAGGAACAGAUCUGCAAGGUGCUGCAAUCGGUCGCGAAGCAGGAGUCAGUCGGGGUUCCCGAUCACGUUGCAACCCUCGUCUCGCGCAUCUCGUACGGCAACCUCCGCCGCGCCAUCCUCUCCCUCGAAGCCCUCCACACGCAGGAUCCCUCCUUCAAGACCAUCAAACCCGACCACUCGCUCCUCUCGACCGGCAAGCAGGACUCGCGUGAUAUCGACGCCGUUCCGAGGCCGGACUGGGAGAAGUACGCAGCGAAGGCGGCCGAGCGGAUCCUGUCGGAGCAAUCGCCUGAGAGCUUGCUCGCGGUCCGCGGCAUGUUCUACGAGUUGCUCGUGCACUGCAUCCCUGCGCCUCUCGUCCUCGCAACCAUCACACGACGCCUGCUCGACCGCGUCGACGAGGACCUGAAGGCGGACGUCGCGUACUGGAGCGCGUUCUACGACCACCGCCUGCGGCAGGGCAGCAAGCACAUCUUCCAUCUCGAGGCUUUCGCCGCUAAGAUCAUGACGAUUCACAAGCAGCACUCCCUCGGCUUCACCGAGUGA